AUGUUUUCGUGCAAAAGAACUGGUAGUUUUAUAAAAAUCUAUUAUAAAACUACAUAUAAGAAAUGUUGUGUACAAUUUACUUCUGCAAGUCAAAUACAAUGGAAACCUACAAUAGGUUUGGAAGUACAUGCACAAAUAUCAACAAAAUCAAAAUUAUUUUCCAAGGCUUCUACAGAUUUUAAUUGCCCAAUUAAUUCUUGUGUAUCACUUUUCGAUUGUGCAAUACCAGGAACAAUGCCAGUUUUAAAUAAAAAAUGUGUAGAGGCUGGAGUGUUAACUGCUUUGGCUCUUUCCUGUGAAAUAAAUGCUGUUUCAAUGUUUGAGAGAAAGCAUUAUUUUUAUUCUGAUUUACCUGCAGGAUUUCAAAUAACACAACAAAGAAAGCCUUUAGCUGUUAAUGGAGAAAUUAAAUUUAUUAUAUUUAAACCUGACAUUCACAAAGAACCUUAUUUUAAGUUAUCAAAAAUUAAACAAAUACAGCUGGAACAAGAUAGUGGAAGAAGUCUUCAUAAUGAAGAUAUUGGAAGAAGUUACAUUGAUCUUAAUCGAGCUGGAAUACCUUUAAUGGAAUUAGUUUUUGAGCCAGACUUAACAAAUGGAGAAGAGGCAGCAGCUCUUGUAAAAGAACUGUGCUUUAUUUUACAAUUGCUAGGCACAUGUUCAUGUAAAAUGGAAGAAGGUGCAUUAAGGGUUGAUGCAAAUGUUUCUAUAAGUAAACCUAAUGCACCUUUAGGUGUUCGUACUGAAUUAAAAAAUAUUGGAAGCAUAAGUGCUGUUAACCAUGCUAUAGAAUACGAAAUAAAGAGACAAAUUUCAAUUAUAGAAACAGGAGGUCAAAUCACUAAUGAGACUCGUGCAUGGAAUCCAAUAGACAAAAAAACAAUUCUUCUGCGUGAAAAAGAAGGAAAACACGAUUAUCGUUUUAUGCCUGAACCAAAUUUGCCCCCCUUAUAUUUGCAUACAAAUAAAAAUAUGGAAAAUAAGUAUAAUCUAAUUAAUGUUCCAUUCUUAAAAGAGCAUCUACCAGAAUUGCCACAACAAAUAUAUCAACAAUUAAAAGAUAAACUUGCAUCUCAUACAUUUAUAGCAAUAAUGAGUAAUUUGGAAUUAUAUUUAUUAUUUCGUAAUAUUUUAAAUAAUGGGAAACAUCGCAAGCCUCAAUUGAUAGCUCAAAUGUUAAUUUCCGAAAUUUUACCAUUUUUAGAUGAUCAUGAUUUAAACCUCACAUUUUGUGUAAGUAAUCAGAAAUAUAUUGAAGAGUUGAUAGACUUAAUGCAAAAUGAAAUAAUAAAUCAAUUAACACUGAGAAAAUUAUUAAAUAAAUUACCGAGUGAGCAAAAUAAAAUGCCAAAACAGAUUGUUGAAGAAAAUAAUUGGUUUCUAAUAUCAGAUGAAAAGGAAUUGGAGAUGAUAUGUUUGAGAGUACUCGAAGCAAAUCCACAGUUGGUAAGAAAAUAUAAGAAGAAGGAAAAAAAUACGAGGAUAUUUAAGAAAAUUCUACACGAGGUAGUUAUAUUUACUGAAGGACAUGCAAAUAUGGCUAAAAUUUCAAAAAUUAUGACAAAAUUAUUGAGUUAA
Eufriesea mexicana is the source of this 1578-nucleotide messenger RNA. RefSeq names its product glutamyl-tRNA(Gln) amidotransferase subunit B, mitochondrial (gene GatB). The record is from RefSeq and is a predicted model, not a curated record. Lineage: Eukaryota; Metazoa; Arthropoda; Insecta; Hymenoptera; Apidae. Gene Ontology annotation, biological process: glutaminyl-tRNAGln biosynthesis via transamidation; mitochondrial translation. The transcript has 10 exons. Gene Ontology annotation, cellular component: mitochondrion; glutamyl-tRNA(Gln) amidotransferase complex. The coding region runs from base 1 to 1578 and encodes 525 amino acids. Gene Ontology annotation, molecular function: glutaminyl-tRNA synthase (glutamine-hydrolyzing) activity.